This is a messenger RNA of Lycium ferocissimum, 894 nucleotides long. RefSeq lists its product as uncharacterized. The record is from RefSeq and is a predicted model, not a curated record. The coding region runs from base 1 to 894 and encodes 297 amino acids. The transcript has 3 exons. Lineage: Eukaryota; Viridiplantae; Streptophyta; Magnoliopsida; Solanales; Solanaceae.
AUGGCUGAAAAUAUGAUAAUUGAUAAAGUAGUUGGUGAAAGUGGAGCUUCUAACUCAAAAACAAGUCAAACUCAAACAGUUCAGUCCAAAAAAAGGAAAGAAAGGAGAAAAAGGUCUGUUGCGUGGACUUAUUUUGAUCCAGUUAUUGAUCCUGAUGGAAAUGAGAAGGGUGUCUGGGGAAUGCUUGGUCAUAUACCCAAAUGUAAAAAGAUUCCUCGUAAUGUUGAUACUAAUCAAGCACAAUUAGUAUUUAAACCUGUUAAGGUGGGUGGCAAGGGUGAUGUAGUUGUUGCAGCAUGGAAAUUUAAUCAAGAAACCUGUAGAAAGGCUUUGUGUCGUAUGGUAAUUAUCGAUGAACUUCCUUUCAGAUUUGUCGAAAAAGAAGUCAUAGUAGGUGAAGACAUGGCAAAGGCUAUUAGUAAGUGUUUGCGGAGUAGGGGUUACAAAAGAUUUUCAAUCAAUUACGAUGUUGACAAUACUAGUUCAAAUGAUGUGACAGUGAAAGAGUUGUCUAAGCAAUUAACUAAAUGGGGGACCAAUCUUAUGACUGGUACUCAUCUUCACGUGAGGUGUAUGGCUCAUAUUAUAAAUCUUGUUAUUCAAGAUGGUAUAAAAGAAUCAAUUGAAUCUAUUGAAAGAGUUAGGCAAACAGUGAGAUGCAUUAAAGCCUUACGCCAGUGGGGAAGUUUCCGUGAAUGUUGUGAAGAUGUAAAUCUUGUUAAGAAAUCUUUAUGCUUAGAUGUUCCCACAAGGUGGAAUUCCACCUACUUGAUGUUGAAUAGGGAUAUUGAAUAUGAGGGUGCAAUUUUGCAUUAUGCCGAUCGUGAUAUUGGCUUGUCACAUCAUCUUGAGUUUGUUGAUACUAUCGAUGGAAGUCCCGCAGUACGGUUUUGA